CGUCCUCUACAUACUUGUGACUUCGAUUGCGAGUCUGCGUACCUAGUGCAUGUAGUAGCCAAAACAUACCUUUACGCAUUAUUUUAAUACCCGUGAACAUCCAAAUCCGACUCGAAGACCGAAUCCACCCACCCAAGAUGUCGAACAACCCAUACCUCCUCGCCGCCGAUAACCCGGAGGCGUGUGUCGCGCUCCUUCGCGAGAACCCCUCCCUGGCUUCGGGUCAGGACGAGCACGGCUACUCCCUCGUUCACGCCGCUGCCAGCUACAACCACCUGGACCUCUUGCGCACUCUUGUAGGCGAAUUCAAAGUCCCAGUGGACCUCAAGGACGAAGAUGGCGAGACAGCGCUCUUUGUCGUCGAAACCGUCGCCGCUGCCAAGGUCCUGGCCGAGGAGCUCAAGCUGAACACCACCAUCGUGAACGACGAGGGUCAGACCGCGAGAGAGAAGAUCGAGGCCGAAGAGGAUUAUCCCGAAGUCGCAGAAUACCUCAGGGGCCUGGAAGGCGAGGCCAACAUCCCCAACACCGCCCAGGGCACGACAAACGGAGUCACGCCAGCGGACCUUCCCCCGGCUCCCGAGGGUCUACAAGUACAGAUCGGUACAAUGAACGAGGCGGAGAAUGCUGGGGAGCCGGAUCCCGAGUUCCGCAGGCGGAUUGAAGAGCUUGCCUCGAGAGAGGACUUUGAGACUGCCGAGGGACAGGCGGCAUUGCGCCAGUUGGUGGAAGAUGCCAUCCUAGGACCUAGACAGGAAUGA
Messenger RNA from Neurospora tetrasperma FGSC 2508, 761 nucleotides. RefSeq lists its product as uncharacterized. Lineage: Eukaryota; Fungi; Ascomycota; Sordariomycetes; Sordariales; Sordariaceae. The record is from RefSeq and is a predicted model, not a curated record. Gene Ontology annotation, molecular function: protein binding. The coding region runs from base 138 to 761 and encodes 207 amino acids. The transcript has a single exon.